GCCAAGAUGGCAGCGUCCUGCGUGGCGGUGCUGGCUUUGGCGCUGCUGUUGCCGGUGCUGCUGCUGUGCGCGUGGAAGCGCGGGCGACAGGCGGGCGCGUCCGCGCACGUGGUCGUCGUGGUGCUGGGCGAUGUGGGCCGCAGCCCUCGCAUGCAGUACCACGCGCUGUCAUUGGCCCAGAGCGGCUUCUCCGUGACGCUGCUGGGGUUCUACAACUCCAAACCUCGUGUUGAACUCUUGCAGAGUGAUAGGAUUCAGAUUGUGAAGCUGACAGAGCUGCCAAAUCUGGGAGCUGGACCCCGACUUCUCCAGUAUGGAGUCAAGGUUAUUUUUCAGGCAGUGUACUUGCUGUGGAAGUUGAUGUGCACAGACCCUGCAGCCUACAUCUUCCUUCAGAACCCUCCGGGCCUGCCUGCCAUUGCCGUCUGCUGGCUUGUGGGUUGUGUAUGUGGGAGCAAACUGGUCAUCGACUGGCACAACUAUGGCUACUCCAUCAUGGGCUUGGUACACGGCCCCCGACACCCCAUUGUGCUGCUGGCCAAGUGGUACGAGAAGUUCUUCGGGCGCCUAUCCCAUCUGAACCUGUGUGUGACCAAUGCGAUGCGGGAGGACCUGGCAGAGAACUGGCAUAUCAGGGCUGUGACUGUCUACGACAAGCCAGCAUCUUUCUUUAAGGAGACGCCCCUGGACCUGCAGCACGAGCUCUUCAUGAAGCUGAGCCGCACGUACCCUCCUUUCCAAAGCUGCUCCGUGCCCUCGGACCCCAGCGUGGAGAGGUCGGCCUUCACCGAGAAGGACUGUCAGAGCGGAGUGGUGAGGCGUCUGCGUGGGCGGCCAGCACUGCUUGUGAGCAGCACGAGCUGGACAGAGGACGAGGACUUCUCCAUCCUGCUGGGAGCAUUAGAAAAGUUUGAGCAACUAACACUCAGUGGAGACAGCCUUCCUUCCCUAGUCUGUGUGAUAACAGGGAAGGGACCUCUCAGGGAGCACUACCGCCACCUCAUCAGCCAGAAGCACCUCCAGCACGUCCAGUUCUGCACCCCAUGGCUGGAGGCCGAGGACUACCCCCUGCUUCUAGGGUCAGCGGACCUGGGUGUUUGUCUACACAUGUCUUCCAGUGGUCUGGACCUGCCCAUGAAGGUGGUGGACAUGUUUGGGUGCUGCUUGCCUGUUUGUGCCGUGAACUUCAAGUGUUUGCAUGAGCUCGUGAGACAUGGAGAGAACGGACUGGUUUUCAAGGAUGCGGAGGAGCUGGCAGCACAGCUGCAGAUGCUUUUCUUAAGGUUUCCUGACCCUGAUGGAAAGCUAAACCAGUUCCGGAAGGAACUCCGGGAGUCGGAACAACUGCGGUGGGAUGAGAGCUGGCAGCAGACUGUACUCCCUUUGGUCUCUCACAGAUGACCUCCAGGCCAGAGGCUAGGGCCCUGCCCUCAGGGUGUGGAGCUAGGUCCAGGCUCCAUCCAUCCUGUACCCGCCCUUCCAACCAGCACCCACUCCACUUGGUCUCUGGUGGGCUGUUGAGUGCCCCCUAGUGGUCAGAAGCCCAAGGACGGCAGUGGACAACUGGGAAGUGGAUCAUUUGGCAGCUGCUUCAUCCGGUGUCACUGAGAAGCUCUUCUCUCUGGUGACCCUGUAAACCUCUCCGUCCCUGGAUUUUUGUCUCCGGACUUUCACAUUCCUUAUGUUCUGGUUCUUUUGGGCUGCCAUGAGCUCUGGGAUAUCAUAUGUUCACUGGGAUUGGCUGAGCAAGGCCUGAGCUGUCUGGCAGGACAGUCAUACUUGAUAAAUUCAUGUUUUUAUUA
Chionomys nivalis (European snow vole) is the source of this 1802-nucleotide messenger RNA. RefSeq names its product ALG1 chitobiosyldiphosphodolichol beta-mannosyltransferase (gene Alg1). The transcript is spliced from 13 exons. The coding region runs from base 7 to 1401 and encodes 464 amino acids. The record is from RefSeq and is a predicted model, not a curated record. NCBI's taxonomy places the organism in Eukaryota, Metazoa, Chordata, Mammalia, Rodentia, Cricetidae. Gene Ontology annotation, cellular component: endoplasmic reticulum. Gene Ontology annotation, molecular function: mannosyltransferase activity.